This is a messenger RNA of Polychytrium aggregatum, 1162 nucleotides long. Its product is annotated as ribosomal protein L4 domain-containing protein. Gene Ontology annotation, cellular component: ribosome. Gene Ontology annotation, biological process: translation. The record is from RefSeq and is a predicted model, not a curated record. The transcript is spliced from 4 exons. The coding region runs from base 85 to 1041 and encodes 318 amino acids. NCBI's taxonomy places the organism in Eukaryota, Fungi, Chytridiomycota, Chytridiomycetes, Polychytriales. Gene Ontology annotation, molecular function: structural constituent of ribosome.
AACGAUUCCCAGCCCCGAGCGCGAAGAGCCUGCGAGCGAUCCCCGUCGUCUGGCCACGAGCUGACUCUGCACUUCCACAGCACCAUGUCUCUCCUGGCGUCUGUCCGAGCCAUUGCAUCGAACCUGGGAAGCUUCAAAACGGCUUUCCAGUCACGGAUCUACUCGUCUGUCUCGGCUGCCGGACACAGCACCCUCUAUGCUGGCGAAUAUGAGUUCAAGUCGGCCUCGGGAUCGGAUGUGCCGAUUCAUCUGUAUCCGCUGACACCUGUUGUGAAGCUGCAAGACGACUCCAAGAUUCCCUUUGAUCAAGUGCCGCAGUUCACCGAUCGUGAAAACGAGUGGUGGAAAGCGAAAUAUGUGCACGCCUGGCUGCGAUCGUUCUCGACAGGCGAGUACGCGGGAUUGGUGGAGCUCGACCGAUCCGUCUUUGGCUCCACUGUCCGUCAGGACCUGCUUCGUCGGGGACUUCGAUACGAAGAGGCAUGGAUGAAGCAGGGAACGGAGAGCACCAAGGCCCUCGGCCAGGUCCGUGGCACAACGAAGAAGGCAUAUGCACAAAAGGGCCGCGGCAAGGCGAGAGUUGGCACUCUGCGAGCCCCGCAGUUCCGAGGAGGCUACAAUGUCCACGGUCCCCGCCCGCACCUGAAAACUCACGACAUCAACCGCAAGGUUUACGAUGCAUGCAUCCGAACGGGCCUGUCCACCAAGUUUGCACAGGACCAGAUCACCAUCGUCGACAGCCUGGCGCUUGCCGAGGAGGGCAAGGAGGAGCUGCGACAGCGCCUGGAGAACCUGAAUAUGAUGGGCAAGCGCUGCUACGUUCUGUACGGCAGCGAAGAUCCCACCGAGAUCCAGAACUUGAUCUCGGUCGCAGACUCGUUCGAGCGGCUGCGUCGAAGCGAAGAGCUGCCCCAUGGCGAGCGGCCCGUCGUCGUGGCAUGGGCCCGCAAUGUCAGUCUGACCCCCAUGAUGGACUUUGAGCAUCUGAUAAUCGACAAGGCUGCCGUCGAAGUUCUCGAGGAAAUGUACCGAGUCGACUAGGUUGUCGAGCCGGCUGAGGGAUCCUGGAAACAACGGCCGAGUCUCGCAGCGAUGAGCGACGCAUGUAAAACAGGAGCCGCCCUGGUGGUGCGGUGCAAAUACAUUCACAUCAAACACCGAA